GACGAAGGAAUCAUUGAAAAAUUCAUACAGCAAAAGUACCUCUACUGGCUAGAGGCACUCAGCCUUUGCAAGAGCAUGCCAAAAGGAGUGGUCUCUAUGGCAGAACUGGAGGCUCUCAUAUAUAGAACAACAGCCGGUCCUAAGUUAGUCGAUUUGGUCAAAGAUGCGCGUCGGUUCAUCAUGUACCACAACAGGUCGAUAGAGGAGGCGCCUCUUCAAGCAUAUGUUUCAGCUCUGGUGUUUAGCCCUACAUCCAGUUUCAUCCGGAAAUUGUUCGACAAGGAGGCACCGCCUUGGGUCUCUAUAAAGCCGUCGAUGACAGAGAACUGGAGCGCCUGUCUGCAGACGCUCGAGGGCCACAGCGGUCCGGUCUACUCGUUAGCUUGGUGGCCUUCUCUCACGACUCGACGCGGCUGGCAUCGGCGUCGGACGACAAGACCGUUAAGGUCUGGGACGCAGCGAGCGGCACCUGUCUGCAGACGCUUGAAGGCCACAGCGGUCCGGUUAGCUCGGUGGCCUUCUCUCACAACUCGACGCGGCUGGCGUCGGCGUCGGUUGACAACACCGUUAAGGUCUGGGACGCAGCGAGCGGCGCCUGUCUACAGACACUUGAGGGCCACAGCAAUUGGGUCUGGUUGGUGGUCUUCUCUCACGACUUGACGCGGC
Messenger RNA from Periconia digitata, 666 nucleotides. The record is from the annotation of a GenBank genome assembly. Lineage: Eukaryota; Fungi; Ascomycota; Dothideomycetes; Pleosporales; Periconiaceae.